AUGCCUUCUACCAUCAUGUCGCCCAAGGCGCGAGCGAUUGAUGUCCUGCCCGCUGAGGUUCUACAGCUUAUCUUGGUUCAGCUUGUCAGCCUCACUCCUAUCACCUAUGACUAUGACAUAUCUCACGACGACAUCAUAAUUAAGAAUCUGGGCUGGUUGGCUUUCGGUAUUGUCUGCCGCCGCUGGCGGAGCGCGGCUGCGUCCUGCCCACGGGUCUACGCCAACGCCUUAACCCAGGCUCCUGAUAGGAUCAGGAAGUUUGCGGGACGGGCCGGCCAAGUAGCAGCGCACAUCCAGUUCGACAGAAAUAUACCCUCAUUUUCAAGCUUCCCUCGGCGCCAACGAAUGUUACGCUUCAUGGAGAGUGUCUACAGACUGCCCGCCUUCCAGAACGCAGAAAGCAUUGUCGUCGAACCUCCUUAUGACGCCAUAGAUCUUGUUACACGACUGGUCAAGCCAGGAAGGACAUUCCUUAACCUACGAACGCUAUCUAUUGCUGUCUCUCAUCAACUUUAUCCGGACCCAUAUUCAGACUCAGACAUUGUGGUGAUGUUCCUCGACAAAGCCUCCAAUAACCCUAUUAUAUGUCCAAACCUCAAAGAAGUCUUUCUGAGCGGCGUCUGGAUUGGGUUCAAGGCGGAGAAACUGGAGAAACUGGAGCAGAAGACGACAAACCUCAAUCAAGAAGCCCCAGGACUGUCAAGAUGGUGGAGCGUUACGAUUGGAGCCACCGUCAAUAGACUUACUACGCUGGUGCUCGACAGCGCUUUCCGCAUUCUUGAAGAUCAAGACCUUGAGUCUUUCUGUCGGACGCGCGAGAGACUGGUGUCGCUUCAGUCCCUAGACAUAAGCGGCACAGCAGUUUCGAUAUGCCAGCUAUUAAGAAAGGUUAUUCUGCCGGACAGCAUUUCAAGCGUCCAGCUCACAGUGACCAAGCGGGUCUCUGGAGAUGAAGAGGAUAUCAUGGCGAUUUCUCAUUAUCUCGACUUCGCCAAUGGUGCAUAUUGGCAGUUCACCGUGGAGUUUGCUGCCAUAUAUCCCCGUCAUUCACAGGAGUUCGUCUUCCUACCCAUCAUUCUUGGCCUCCGCGAAGCGUCUGCACAAGACAAACAAGAACACCAAGCGUCCUUGCGCCAGCACAGAGGGCUCUCUAAGGCCAACUUCACGUUUGCCAUCGACUGCCCUUGCAUGCGAGGACCGCAGGCACGAUGGGAGCGUAUGCUGUGCUCUCUUGUGAAGGGUAUGAGCACAAAACCUCUGCAAUCUCUUUCCUUCAGAAUACCAGAGAAUUUUUAUAAAGCGGGCCGCACAGACUGGCAAUAUCUGCGAUCCAAUAUAGGAGACCAUCUGACCAUCCUUUCGAAUGCCAACCCCAAGUUUGUGGACUUGCACGAUGUUAACUACAUUACCUGGAUGCAUUCUGUGCAAGGACAUCAGAGCAUUUAUGUAUCACCUGUACUAUGA
This is a messenger RNA of Peniophora sp. CBMAI 1063, 1464 nucleotides long. Lineage: Eukaryota; Fungi; Basidiomycota; Agaricomycetes; Russulales; Peniophoraceae. The record is from the annotation of a GenBank genome assembly.